UGCUGGGCAAAGUCAAGGAAGCCAGGAGGACACUGGUUUUAGGAAGGUCUCUUUAAUGCUCAUCUGGGGCUAAAGUGGACUGGACGUUUCCACCUGAGUCUUGUCUGCAGGUUUCUCCCAUCUGGUUGUGGCUGUUUCUGAGAUAAUCUCAGAAUUGACUCACCACUGUCACCUCUUCGAUGCCUUUCCCUGCUCCCCUCAGUCCCUCUCAAUCCAUUCUUCUGUGCAGAUGAAGCUCUUUAUCCUGUAAAGAUCAUGUUGAUGUAGGACACACAGGAGAGUUGGGGUUGAACGAACUAUUUCCAUUGGUCCUCCAAUCAGGAUUGAGCAUAGACAGAAGAUGAAGUGGCUCCUCAAUUGCCUGGGUGGUUGGUCCAGCUGACCACCUUCUAUUUGUCAUUUCAGUCCCGUCAAGAUUCAAGGAAACCUUCUGUCCAUCAUGACCUGGCCCAACCACACAGACCUGGGCAUCCCUCCGUCCUUCUUCUUGGUGGGGAUCCCAGGACUGGAGACUGCUUACUUGUUGCUGGCCUUUCCCUUCUGUCUGACCUACCUACUGGCCCUUGUAGGGAAUGGGAUCGUAUUCUUUAUCAUCCAAAUGGAGGACAGUCUCCAUCAGCCCAUGUAUAUGCUCUUAUCCAUGCUGUCCGUAGUGGACAUGGGCCUGUCCAGCUCCACCAUCCCCAAGAUGCUCGCCAUCUUCUGGCUAGGUGCCCAUGACAUUGCCUUCAAUGCUUGCUUGACUCAGAUGUUCUUUAUCCAUGCCUUCACCGCCCUGGAGUCCGGUCUUCUAGUGGCUAUGGCCUUUGACCGCUAUGUGGCUGUGUGUAACCCCCUGCGGUACAUGGCUAUCCUCACUGGCUUCACCAUUGCCAAACUGGGCUUGGCCAUCAUCACUCGGGCAGUGGUGCUCCUUGUCCCCUUAGUUCUAAUGGUAAUGCAUCUCCACUUUUGCCAAACAUGGGUCAUUGUCCAUUCAUAUUGUGAGCACAUGGCUGUGGUCAAGUUGGCCUGUGGGGACACCAAAAUCAACAGUGCCUAUGGCUUAGUGGUGGUUGCCCUAAUCAUUGGGUUUGACAUAGUGUUUAUUUCUUUCUCCUAUUUCCUCAUUCUUGGGACAGUCUUCCAUCUCCCAUCAAAGGACGCCUGUUGGAAGACCCUCGGGACUUGCAGUUCCCACAUUUGUGUGAUCCUGUUGUUCUACACCCCAGCUGUCUUCUCUUUCCUAACCCACCGCUUUGGCCACGGAGUGGCUCCGUAUAUCCGUGUCCUGCUAGCCAGCCUCUACCUCUUAGUCCCCCCAGCGUUGAAUCCCAUUGUGUAUGCCUGGAGAACAAAGCCCAUCAGAGAAAAAAUCCUCAGGGUCUUUCAGCUUUGCAAGACGUGA
Molecule: messenger RNA, 1387 nt
Organism: Crotalus tigris (Tiger rattlesnake)
Lineage: Eukaryota; Metazoa; Chordata; Lepidosauria; Squamata; Viperidae
Product: olfactory receptor 52E4-like
Exons: 1
Coding region: 440-1387 (315 amino acids)
Biological process (GO): G protein-coupled receptor signaling pathway
Cellular component (GO): membrane
Molecular function (GO): G protein-coupled receptor activity; olfactory receptor activity
Source: RefSeq, a predicted model, not a curated record